Molecule: messenger RNA, 2562 nt
Organism: Papilio polytes (common Mormon)
Lineage: Eukaryota; Metazoa; Arthropoda; Insecta; Lepidoptera; Papilionidae
Exons: 17
Coding region: 166-2388 (740 amino acids)
Source: RefSeq, a predicted model, not a curated record
AAAAAGAAAAGUCCAACAACAAACAGUUGAAAUUUAAAUUGUUUAAGAUCGUGAUAGCUUUUACAUUUUAUUAGUUUUGUAAAUAUAUUCGCCGUUUAGAUGUUCUUUCAGUAUUUGAUAUGUUGGCGUAAUUUCCAGUAAUAAAAUCGUUUCACAUAUUGUGUCAUGGAAGUGGACGGGAUCGAAAAUUGGAACAGUAAUACCAGCAAUGCGGCGGAUGCUGCUAAAUUUGCCAAUUUAAAAGCUUUUGUGAAUGCUGCUAGAGAAUUUGAGGCAACUCACAGUGAAAAUGCUAUAAAUUUAAUGACACGGUACUUAGGUCUAAUAGCGUCGUCGUGUGAUCUGUCGAUAUUUUCGCCCGGGCGUUCAGAAGUCUGUGCAUUUUUCAGUUCUUUAUGGAGAGUAAUGAGCGAUGGGCGAGGUCCGCACUGGGCUGGGGUGGCUGUGCUUGCGCGGGCCUCUAUAGAGCCGAGCGCGAGGCAUGCACUAACUCAUACAUACAAAUUUAUGCCAAUACUGGCUCGACUAUUAUGUAAUGUUAUAUCAAAUGACAAGAAAAUUAAGCUUUUAUCUGUAAUGCAGGACAUCUCCUAUGGUAUCAAAAUUAGUUGGCAGGAGUCAUAUUUAUCAGGACUAAUGAAACAAUUAACUGACUGGAUUUUACAACCGAUGACAGAACCUCAGCAUCGUACAAUUGGACAUAAAUCUCUGACAGUCCUUGUUAAUGUCUGUUAUUCAAAUCUACCCGCAAUAUAUGCUUUGAUGAGGACUGUGGAUACUAAAGAAUUUGUUGUGCAUUUAAUUAAUUUAAAGGAGGGUGGGUACGGGGGUGUGGAGGUGUGCCGGCUGCUGCUGAGUCUGUCGGGCGCGGCGCGGCCGCAUGACGUGCACGGCUACCUGGCUUGCACGCUGCGCACCUUGCAUCCUGCACUUGGUGACAGAGACGCGACACAGUUACUGCACGCGUACACUUUUAUUAAUGACCUCUGUUCGGACCCCAAUCUACGGAACCAUGUCUGUACCUAUCCCAAUUUUAAUGGACCAAUACAAGAAGCUAUAAAGGACGCGGAGGGCGUGUGCGCGGCGGCGGAGGGCGCGGCGGAGGAGGCGGAGGGCGCGCUCGCCUCUCUGCAGUACAUACUCAAGUUCUUUACUGUGCUCGUUGGACUGGGUAAGUUACUAACGCUAUUAAACUAUGUCUAUAACAUUCUCAUGCUCUGCCUGCAGGCCAGCCGGCUGUCUCUGCCGCACGCGCUGGAACUGUUCGCAGCCAUUAUAGCUCAAUAUAAAGACGAGGGCCGGCUGCCCGCAGGGCUGCUGGGCGUGGUGGCGGAGGGCCUGCCGGCGCUGCUGGUGCCGCCCGCGCUGGAGCCCGGCAAGUGCGGCCUGCAGUGGCUGGUGGUGGUGUGUGCACUGUGCGAGUCGAGCGAGACGCAGCAGUGUGUGCUAAAGGAGGUGACGCCCGACAGCUUCGAGGACACCCUGUAUAGUGUGCUGCAACACACCGCACAGGUACGGAGGCUGCUGUGCGCGGGGCUGUCCAGCGGCAACGCGCAGCGCCGCAAGCAAGUGCUGCAACUCGUCAAACAUCACUACUUCCCCGUGGAUCAGAUGAACCAGGUGUUCGGAGAGGGCGCGGCAAACAUAUCGUACAUGUCGGAGGGCGUGUCGUGUCUGUCAGAGGGCGUGUCUCUCGUGUCGGGGGGCGUGGCCCACGUGUCGGGGGGCGUGUCCCGCGAGGAGGGCGAGGCGUGGGCGAUGCGGCUCGCGCCUGCGCAGGAACACGCCAUUGAUGCACUCGUUGACAAACUUAAUGAUGCCCUACGAAAUGAUAAGUGCGCGGUGCAGGGGGCGACGGAGCAGAUGGCGUCGCUGCAGCACGCGCUGGCGCUGCUGCAGGCCACCAACUCCUCGCAGCAGGACGUGCUCUACACCACGCAGAUGCACAACGAGAAACAUAAAAAGAAUAUAGAAGAAUUACACAAGCAGUUAGAAGACGCUGAAAGCUCUUUACGCGGUUUCCGCGGCAAGUUGGCUGCAGAACGUCUCGAUAAAGAACACGCCAAGGAAAUUAUCAAGAAGGAAUGCAAAGCGGAGAUUGCUAACAUGGAAACCGAGAUGCGUCGUCGUGAGAAGGAGGCAGAAGAUCGCCUGCAGCAGGCCGACGCGGAGUACAAGACGCUGCAGAAGAAACUGGAACAGCAGGUCACACUACUAGCACUUAGUGCACACUUAGAUAAUACAACAAUAAAGCAGCUGGAGAAGACGGUGGUGGAGCGCGAGGCGCGGCUGUGCCAGGUGACGGCGCAGCUGGAGGAGAUGCGCCGCGUGCAGGACAUGGUGGCCAAGUUGAUGGCCAAGACUGCCCACCCCCAACACACAAACUGAGUGAUAGAGAACAGAGCAGAGUGCAGCAGAGGGAAGCAGAAGGAAGCAGAGGGAAGUCGCCGCGCGCUGUUAUUUUUUUCAUAUUGCUCGUAUGAAUUAAAUAAUUAUGUCAAUUAUUGAAUGUCAAAUUAUUGUAUACAAUGAUAUAAGAAUAAAUCACGUUUGUUAUGACGA